Messenger RNA from Myripristis murdjan (pinecone soldierfish), 1816 nucleotides. It is a transcript of the gene krr1, whose product is annotated as KRR1 small subunit processome component homolog. Gene Ontology annotation, cellular component: small-subunit processome; nucleolus. The record is from RefSeq and is a predicted model, not a curated record. The coding region runs from base 125 to 1204 and encodes 359 amino acids. Lineage: Eukaryota; Metazoa; Chordata; Actinopteri; Holocentriformes; Holocentridae. The transcript has 10 exons. Gene Ontology annotation, molecular function: RNA binding.
GGUGAGUUCAGAGGGCAGGCGGGCAGACGGAGCAGCGGAGCCGCCGGCCGGCCGCUCGGAGCGGAGCUGGGCUCCGGCUCAGCGGCGGAGGAGCGGACAGAGGCGGCCAGCUGAGCAGCAGCGCAUGGUGGAGGAGUGCGAACUGCUGACGGUGCCUGACGGCUGGAGGGAGCCGGCCUUCACCCGGGAGGACAACCCGCGGGGUCUGCUGGAGGAGAGCAGCUUCGCCACCCUGUUCCCCAAGUACCGAGAGGCCUACCUGAGGGAGAGCUGGCCGCUGGUGCAGAAGGCCCUGGGGGAGACGCACAUCAAAGCGACUCUGGACCUGAUCGAGGGCAGCAUCACCGUUUGCACCACCAAGAAAACGUUCGACCCCUACGCCAUCGUCAGAGCCAGGGAUCUCAUCAAGCUGCUGGCCAGGAGCGUCCCGUUCGAACAGGCCGUGCGGAUAUUACAGGACGAUGUGGCGGCCGACAUCAUAAAGAUCGGGACCCUGGUGAGGAACAGAGAGCGUUUCGUCAAGAGGAGGCAGAGGCUGAUCGGUCCCAAAGGCUCCACGCUUAAAGCGCUGGAGUUGUUGACCGGCUGCUACGUCAUGGUGCAGGGCAACACGGUGUCGGCCCUGGGGCCCCACAACGGCCUCAAGGAGGUGCGUAAAGUGGUUAUGGACACCAUGAAGAACAUUCACCCCAUCUACAACAUCAAGACGCUCAUGAUCAAGCGCGAGCUGGCCAAAGACCCCGAGCUGCGGAUGCAGAGCUGGGAGCGCUUCCUGCCCAACUUCCGCCACAAGAACCUGAACAAGCGCAAGGAGCCAAAGAAGAAGAGCGCCAAGAAGGAGUACACGCCGUUCCCGCCGCAGCAGCCAGAGAGCAAGGUUGACAAGGAGCUGGCCACCGGAGAGUUCUUCCUCCGAGAGAGCGUGAAAAAGAGGAAGAAGAUGGAGGAGAUCAAGGUGAAACAAGCUGAGGCGCUGACUAAGAAGCAGGAAGAGCGGAAUAAAGCUUUCAUUCCACCAAAGGAGAAGCCUCUGAUGAAGAAGACAAAUAAAGCUCCUUCGGAAAGCAAGCUCGACAUCGAGGCCAUCAAGGAUAAAGUGAAGAAAGCCAAAAACAAGAAACUGGGCGCUCCGAUAGUGAACCCAGCUCCGGCCAGCAGCAGCACGGCCACCGACAAGAAACAGAAGAAGAAAAACAAAGGCUAACCGUGCACAAAUAAUACUCGUGGAAAUAUGCGUACCACUUGGUGUGGCAUUCAUUGGACAGAAUAAAGACUGAAUAAGCACGUGACUCGAGACGUUCGACAUGAUGUGCUGCGAUCACGACUGGAUUCUGCUGUGACAUGUCGGGGAAAUAAGACUGAAAUCCCUCGGCUGCUGGGAGGGACCAACUGUUUUUCCUGUUUUUCUGUAUCUGGAGGCUAAUUCUGAGGUACACCCAGUAUAACUUCUCUACACUCACACAAACAGGCGACGAAUGAGCAGAGGCUUUUUGUCAAGUUUUUCUAUGGUUGGUAUUUAUAUUUGUGCAAAAUGUAUAUUUUUCAUUUUAUAAAGCCUGACAUGUUUGUUUGUUUGUUUGUUUGUUUGUUUGGGAGCAGCACUGCACUGCCAGAUUAAGAAGCCAGUCACUUUGGUGAUUUCUAAAGAGCUUUUCACAAAUAAUUGGGCUCAGUAGUUUCACCUUGAACAACCUCUGGCUAUUCUUUAUAGGACUGAUGGAAAAAGGAUUUCCUGAGUUUAUGUACAGAGCUGUUGGGCGUUUCCUCCUGCAUGUAGGGAAAAAAAAUAAAAAAAAGAUUGAACUCUGUUGUCUUU